Syzygium oleosum is the source of this 1707-nucleotide messenger RNA. RefSeq lists its product as uncharacterized. Gene Ontology annotation, molecular function: transmembrane transporter activity. Bases 328 to 1467 code for a protein of 379 amino acids. Gene Ontology annotation, biological process: transport. Lineage: Eukaryota; Viridiplantae; Streptophyta; Magnoliopsida; Myrtales; Myrtaceae. The transcript has 6 exons. The record is from RefSeq and is a predicted model, not a curated record.
UAUUCAUUUUUUCCUCGGUGUUCUUCGACUCAUGCCUUGGGUUGGUACGCAAGCUCAGUGAGAUGUGCACGAGCAGGCAUUCGCCUGUCUCCAUGCAAGCGACCUCUGUUCUAUGCACACCUCUACCGCGAUCCGGCCAUUGCUUACCGUAAAGCUUCAGCGAGCGACUUGCGCAUUUCGUCGAACACCCGGUGAGUACGCAUCUUCUCCGUGAUGUUUUGAACAAAUUUAGCGAGAAAAGAUCCCGAGAACGCAUUCUGGGAACAGUGCGCAUCACCUGCUCGACGAUUUGCGGGAGUGGGAUUCGCGUUCUGAAUCGCGUUCGAGAUGGACGAGCUCUUCAAGGACCGAAUGUUUGCAACGCACGCGGUCGCCGCCGCUGCUUCGGUGACUCUAGGAUCGGCUCUCACUCAUCCUCUCGAUACCAUCAAGACCCUUAUCCAGGUGGGUUCUGGCUCAACCAAGCAGCUGACUCCAACUCAGGCUGUGGAAAGAGUUCGGGCUUUGUCUGGAGGUUUUGGAGGUCUUUACAGUGGCUUUGGAUGGCUGAUGCUGGGGAGAACAUUCGGUCUAGGAGCUCGUUUUGGGGUUUACGAAGUUCUAACAGCAUUUUGUAAAGAUGGUCGGGAAGACAACUAUGUGUAUGUCUCUGAGGCCCUUAUGGCUGGACUUGCUGCUGGUGCAGCAGAAUCACUUAUAAGCUCUCCAUUUGAACUACUCAAACUACGUUCACAAGUGACCACUGCUUCUCGUGUUUCGUCGUCUACGUACAUCAGAGCAAAGUCAGCUGCUUCACCCGUAAUUGAAAGGUUGCUACGUGGAUAUAACCCAGAUAAGGGAAUUUUGAGCGAGUAUGUUGGCCUAUUGUCCACCUUAACCACCAGGCAUCCCAAUAUUGCAGCCGCCUUGCAAGAGUACCCAUGGAUGAUGACUGGGUCUGGCAGGCCACCUUCUCUAUGUGAUGUAAAGAGGCCAUCAGACAUCAUCUCUUUGGAAGGUUGGUCAGCACUAUGGAGAGGGCUCCGAUCUGGAAUUGCUCGAGAUUCCUUUUAUGCCGGCAUAUUCUUUUCUAGUUGGCAGUUCAUGCACCGAGCUAUGCUUGACUGGAAGGCAGUAGGGAUGGAUCCUGAACCAAGUUCUGAUGAAGAAAUUGGUCCUUUGUCUCCUCUGGCUGUUAGUCUCUCGGCUGGAUUUUCUGGAUUGGUUGCUGCUGCAGGUUCUCACUGUUUUGACACUGCCAAGAGUCGAUCUCAAUGUAUCGUGCUACCUAAGUAUAUCACUAUGGAAAGAAAGCUUCUCAAAUGGAAUACACCAGGUAACAGAUUUGAGAGAGCAACUGGUACCCACCCUUCUGACAGGAAUCUUCUCUUCCGUGGAAUUUGGGUUCGAAUGGCUCGUAGUGGGAUUGCAUCCUUCAUGAUUGUUGGUGGUUACUUCUUUGUUGUUGAUCAUCUAACUUCAAGCUGAAUGGAUAGGACUGAUUCUUUGACAAACUGCAUAGCUGUUAUCAUUCGACAAUUGCGCAUUUGAUUCCUUUUGGUUUGACUAUAUUGCAAAGAACAUGAAAUGGCUCAUGUACUACUCAGCGGCAUCUUUCUCAGGAGUGGCUUGAGUGAUAGUGUGAUUCUGCAUGCAGAUGUAGAAAAGCUGAAUUGCAUGUAGAGUGAAUUCCUCAUGCCAAUAUGUGCAGAUAUCCAGUUAGCUUCA